UCAAAAUCGGUUACCCGAGGAAGCAUCAAGACUGGAGUUUCGAGCGGCAACUGGGGAAUGUUGACGGCGUGAACUUGGCUCACUCAGCCGCCCGUCCCCACUGCGCUAAUACACACAUCGGAGCUUACCUCAGCCCUCCAGCGGCCGUCCCUUUGGCACCGCGCGGGCUCAUCGUCCUUGCUCUCCAAUCUUCCCCGCACAUCACGAGUGUGUGGGCCAACCAGGUGGCCGACGUAGGUUUAAGCUUCCGUUCCGACGACCGUUUAGCUUUCCCACCUCUCGCCAACAACCCCCCCCCCCAAGCCCGCUGCCAAAUCCGAGGAGCGUCCCGCUCAUCGAACCAGAUCUCUCUGUCAAACCCUGGUUGUGUUGGCAAUCCCUCGCCACUCUAAACGACACAGCUAAAGCCGCCCGCCGAGGGAAAGAGACAUGGCGACGACGGGCGACCCUGACGAGGCGUCAUGCGGUACGUUGCAUCUCAAUUUGCUACCGGCGGAGAUCCUGCAUCACAUAUUCUCGGGCCUCGACCCCCGCGACCUGGGACGUAUCCCCCGCACGUGUCGGUUCCUGCACGAUUUUGUAACGGGGAACCAAAAACUUUGUAAAGACGUGUAUCUGAGCACCCUGGAUACACCCCCGCACAAUGAGGACAUUGACUGGGAAAGGGAGGUGCAUGAUUUUGUCAGGCUCGAAAUCCUUUGCGCCGACAAGAAAGUCCACGAGCAGGCCCAUGAGCUGCCCUUUGUGUACGAGACCGUCGAUAGACUUCUCAAACAUGCGUCGCCAACGGGCGAGACGCAGAACGACGCUGGCACACACGCCGUGUCCCGCAAUGCCGCCGCCCUUGCCCGCAUCUUCCGCGAGGAGCCCGCGCGCCUGACCUUCAUGAGCCGCUCCUUCAUCUACGAGCGCGCGCGCGACGAGGUGAGGCCUCUCAGGCUGCCGUCCGUGCCCGACGAGACGCACCAGCGCAGCGCCAAGCUGCACUGCCUGUACGGACGGCCGCUGCUGAACUACGGCCGCACGCGGUCGACGCGCGUGUACCCGUACGCCGCGGCCAAGGUGUACGACCUGCGGCAGAACACGGACAGAACCGAGUGGGGCCCGUUCAUGGAGGACGGGUCGGGGCGGGUGGACUGGGAAAAGGUCGAGGCCGUCAUGAUCGUGCUCGGGAGCAACAUCCGGCUGCAGAGGCUGACGGCGAGGGUGUUUGCGAACUUGUGGGAGAGGCCGUUCGCCGGGUCGUGGGCGAGGAGCUACGUGCCGUCGCCCAGCCGGGGGAUCCAGGACCUGGACCUGCAGGACCCGUACGGCGUCGCGGGGACGUGGCUGAGGGUGGUCUGCUUCGUCGACUACAACGACUUUUUCGGCUUCAACUUCCCCAUCGGCGACCAAACGCCGCGCGACGUCCCGCGGCCCCCCUUCGACGUGGGCGAGGCGACGCGCAUCAUCGUCAUGAAAGUGCACGUCACCGACGUGCAACCGCCUGGCGAGGACGACGGCAAGGAGCUCCCCGUGGUACACUUUUACGGCGUCUCACGGUCGGUGGACGACUCGUGGGACGAGAACGCCAACUCCAACCUUCGAGGCACCGUACGCUUGACCAAGGAGGGCGAGGUGAGGUGGACGACGUUCUCCGUUUUCAACGGCCACGCGCGGUGGCGGAGCGAGGGGAUCCAGAUCGGGGGCGUUGGAUCGGCCCGCGGCGUCAUGGGGCACUGGUUUGACACGGACUACGACCCUCACGGCCCCUGCGGGCCCAGCGCCUUCUUCAAGGUGUCGGACCCGGCCCCGAGCCCGAGGGAGGACGACGAGAAGCGGAUCACGUUCCGGGACUUCAUGCCCAUCAUGGACUUCGACGCGGAGCUGGCGAGCGACGAGGACGACGACGAGGACUACGUGGUGGGUGAGUGGGGCGAGGACGAGGAGGACGAGGACAUGAGCGAGGAGGAUCUGGUGCAGGACCUGAUGGCGCUGGCGGCCCCGGACCCGGACCUCGUGGACCUCGUGUUCCACGGGCACCACCUGGUCGACCAGUGAUGGGCUGGGAAGGGGGG
Messenger RNA from Colletotrichum navitas, 2057 nucleotides. RefSeq names its product F-box domain-containing protein. Bases 430 to 2040 code for a protein of 536 amino acids. Lineage: Eukaryota; Fungi; Ascomycota; Sordariomycetes; Glomerellales; Glomerellaceae. The record is from RefSeq and is a predicted model, not a curated record. Gene Ontology annotation, molecular function: protein binding. The transcript has 6 exons.